Messenger RNA from Aureobasidium melanogenum CBS 110374, 339 nucleotides. RefSeq lists its product as uncharacterized. The transcript is spliced from 2 exons. The record is from RefSeq and is a predicted model, not a curated record. The coding region runs from base 1 to 339 and encodes 112 amino acids. NCBI's taxonomy places the organism in Eukaryota, Fungi, Ascomycota, Dothideomycetes, Dothideales, Saccotheciaceae.
AUGGACGGCGACAGCUCAGCAAAGACCAUGGACAAGGGCGCCUCUGCUGCCUUGAGAAACGACGACCUUGGCUCCAACGCCGUCCAUGAGGACGCUGUCCCUAGAGGCGAGCCCGCAGGCGAGAAAACCACAGGCACCGGUACCUCUGCCUUUAGCGCAGACGGCGCAAUUGGCAAGCAGUUCACUGCCGACGGCUCAAUCGGACAGAUUGGUGAGAAGGUCGGUGGACCUUUCUCAUCAGAGGGUGCAAUUGGAAAGCAGUUCACCACUGGCGGUGCCAUCGGAGGCACUGUUCAAGAGAAUCUCGGCAAGGGCGAGAACAACACCUUCCAGAAGUAA